AUGAUACUCAGAUGGGUGCUGGGAUGGGUGCUAAUAGGGACAAUGGUGAUGGCCAAGUAGGUGCUAAUAACAGAGAACCUUAUUUCUAGGAAAUAUACAGUAUUACGAGUUACUGUGAGUAACGAUACCCAGUUGAAAUUACUCUCAAAAUUGGUCGAAAAAUCUAACGAAGUAAGUGUUCAAAGUUGAGUACAAAUAAGUAUUGUUUUUUUACUUUGCAGUACAAUUUCUGGAAAGAAGCAAGAGCAAUUGGAGACAGGGCCGAUAUUAUGGUCAGGGAUGUAUUGAUUGAUGACUUUAUCCAUAAAAUGGAUACUUUUAACAUGACUCACUCAGUUAUCAUCGAGGACGUCGAAAAGUGAGUGAUCUCCCUUUUUCUCAAUCACUCACUUUGUCAUGAAAAUUUGAUGACAACAAAGAACUUUAGAUUAAUUAAGAAACAAUUUAACGAAACUUCUCCGAGGAGGAGGGAGCGGGAGCGAGUACAAUAUGAUCCAUCGUUCCGACGGGUAAAUUUCAAUCUGGCCAAAUACCAUUCAUUCGGGGACAUGAUCAAUUAUCUCAACUCCUUGGCCAUCAACUACCCCCACCUUGUAAGAGUACAACCCAUUGGGACUACCCAUGAGGGACGGCAGAUCGCGUUGAUCAAGAUCGGUGCCUCUAAAAGCAAUGUUCAGAAGCCCGGCAUCUGGAUUGACGGGGGAAUCCAUGCACGCGAAUGGGUCUCCCCUGCCGCCGUCUUGUACUUUAUUGAUCAGGUAUGGACGGGCAAAAUCAUUUUUUGAAAAUCAUUUGCAGCUGGUCACUUCUUAUGAAGAAAGUGCGCAGAUCAGACAGCUUGUUGAUAACCUUGAUUGGUAUAUAGUCCCUUUAUUAAACCCAGACGGAUAUGAGUACAGCAGAAGCAGUUUCGAUCCCGAGAUCAGACUUUGGAGAAAGAACCGAUCACCCACGCAGUGCACAACGCAAAGCACUGGCAAGGCAAAAUGUAUUCUAAUCGGAAUUCCGAGAUUCGAUUUCAGGAGUUUUCUCACUCCCCCGUACCCAAUGUUGCCAAGGAGUAGACCUGAAUAGAAACUUUGACUGGUUCUUCGGCCAAGUCGGCUCUUCGACCGAUCCUUGUUCAGAGAUAUAUGCGGUAGGUUAUAAUAAUAUUUCACCUAUUAUUAUUGCUUUGCAGGGUCGCUUUGCGUUUAGUGAGCCGGAAACACGAGCAGUCCGAGAUUUUGUGGCCGGUCUUAACGGCCAAAUCAAGACUUUUAUGACUUUCCACAGUUACUCGCAGAUCUUAAUGUAUCCAUUUGGUCAUGCCCUCAGGACGUAUCCCAAUGAUGUCGACGAUCUCAGCACGACCGCAUUAAAGGCGGCGCAAGCCCUGCAGUCUCAAUACGGGAUAAAAUAUACAGUAGGAACUGGAGCGGACACUUUGUGUAAGUUGUUCAGAACGACCAACGAACGGUUCUUUAGACCCGGCUUCUGGCGGAUCCGAAGAUUGGGCCAAGGGUCGGAUGGGUGUCAAAUACUCGUUCUUGUUCGAGUUAAGGCCCGAUGACAGUGUCGCCGAGGGUUUUCUGUUGGCCGAAAGAGAGGUAAUUGUAAUCUUUUUACUCUCCAAAUUGAUUCACAGAUCAUCCCUACAGCACGUGAGACUUGGGAAGCUGUGAAAGUGAUCGCCUUGGACACGAUCGGGUACUCUUCCCCUGGGACAAGAGCUGUCCAGAAGAGAGAAUGUCUCGAUUUUGACAACUUCUGUCCUUAUUGGGCGGAGAACGGCGCUUGUGGGGCCUGGCCCAGCAUGAAAGACCGCUGUGCCAAGAGCUGCAAUUUAUGUUAA
Messenger RNA from Bursaphelenchus xylophilus (pine wood nematode), 1834 nucleotides. The record is from the annotation of a GenBank genome assembly. Lineage: Eukaryota; Metazoa; Nematoda; Chromadorea; Rhabditida; Aphelenchoididae.